UGCAAAUGUUAGGCGAGCUAUAUUAUUUUAUUGACAUACAAACUUCGAACGAAAGCAUCAAAAACCCAACACGACACGUGUCACUCAGAUAAGCCUCCAUCACCACACCAUCUGUAAUAGGCCCACCGAUGAUUCUGUUUAAAAGGCCCAUACAACACGGACCACAUUUUAAAAAAAUUUCUCUGUAUAUAAAUACAGAUCUCACAAUUUUAUUUUAUAAUUUUGUAGAUAAGAACCAUCACCACCGAACUAAAACACAAUUUUGAAAUUCCCGAAGCCAAUUCAAUGCCUCUUCUCCUCCAUACCUCUUCCUCUUCCUUCAACACGAAGGUUAUCACCGCCGUUAUCGCCGGUGUUUUUACUGUCGCGACGGCGGUGGUUUUCACCGUUCCUUCCAUUUCGCAUUUCGUUGUUUCUUCCUUUCCGAUCAUCAUCUACGAUAACACCGUCUUCCUCUUGAAACCACCGUAUCUUUACUUAGUCAUCAACUGUAUCAUCGUCUCCAUCGUCGCUACUUCUAAGCUCACUCAUCAUAAAUCAUCUUCCUCCGUUGAUGAUUCUGAGAUCUCGGGGCUAGUAGUGACGCCGGUACUUGUACCGGUUCAGUUACCACCUUCUUCUGAUAUCGAUACCGGUUUUUUAAACGUGGUUCAUGAUGCUUCUGAUUAUACCGGAUUCGUUGAGAAAACCGAUCCGCCGGUUGAUCAGACGGUUGAAGAGAGUCUGAAGUUUCCAGGAGUCGUUCCUGAAAUCCAGAAGACGGAGAUGUCGAAACCGAGUAGUGAUUCGCCGGAACCGGAGAAGGUAAAACCAAAAUACGAUUCGCCGGAGAUUUCGAUUUUGAAGCAUAGUACGAGAAAACCGCCGAGAGUCAACCAGCAAAAACCGCUUAAAUCUAGUUCAGAAGGUGGGAGUAAAAAGUCGGCGGCGUUGGGAGUAACAAAGCCACCGAGGAGGCAAGACACGCUGGAGACGACGUGGAAGAAGAUAACGGAAGGACGUUCUACGCCGUUAACAAAGCACUUGACUAAAUCCGACACGUGGCAAGAAAGAGGUCACGUGCCGGAGAACAAGAAGAAGAAGAAGGAGAAGAUGACCAAGUCCGAGAAUUUAAAUGCCACCGCGGAGGAGAAGCUGCUGCUGAAACGCGAGCCGUCGCCGGGGCAGGAGGAGCUGAAUCGGCGCGUGGAAGCGUUUAUUAAGAAGUUUAACGAAGAGAUGAGAUUGCAAAGAUUAGAAUCUUUGGCUAAAUAUAACGAAAUGGUUAAUGGAGGGACUCGUUUGUAAUAUUUUCGUGUUUUUUAGCUUAGUUGUCGUCGGUGAAGGAGAAAAUGACGGCACAGUCGCAAAAGUUGACUUUGACUUCUUUUGGAGAACCACCACACUUUAGAGAGAACAAAUUUCAAAAAUAAUGCAAAAUUGUGUUAUUUAUGAUUGUUUAUGUUUCUGGGCGUUGAAAAUGAUAUGUGAACAGUAGUGACUACUGAAGUGAUCGAAA
Capsella rubella is the source of this 1498-nucleotide messenger RNA. RefSeq lists its product as uncharacterized. The coding region runs from base 286 to 1287 and encodes 333 amino acids. The transcript is spliced from 2 exons. NCBI's taxonomy places the organism in Eukaryota, Viridiplantae, Streptophyta, Magnoliopsida, Brassicales, Brassicaceae. The record is from RefSeq and is a predicted model, not a curated record.